AGGACAAGAUGACUAUGGUAAAUAGUUAUCCGGAGCGGAUGAACCUAUCAUUUUCGGGAUGUGGAUUUCUUUGUAUCUACCAUGCAGGAGUCGCUGCUGCUAUAAAGGAAUACGCACCAAAUCUCAUCCAAAGCAAGAUCUCCGGAGCAUCAGCUGGAGCUAUCAUAGCCGCUACAUUAGUUACAGAUGUUUGCGUUUCACAAGUAACUAGCACGAUCUUAAGGAUUGUCUCACAGGCACGCUCACGCGCCUUGGGUCCUCUGCAUCCUGAAUUUGAUCUUCUUGCUCUAACUCGGACGGAAAUUGAGCGUUAUCUGCCUCCAGAUGCGUAUAAAAGGUGCACUGAUCGCCUGCAGAUUUCUCUCACUCGAUGGAGAGAUAGUAAAAAUGUGGUCGUCACACAGUACGAUUCUAACAAGGAGUUAGUUGAUGCGAUUAUCUGCAGCUGCUACAUUCCCAUUUAUUGCGGUAUCAACCCACCAACAUAUCGGGGCGAAGCCUAUAUUGAUGGUGGUUUCACUGAUAAUCAGCCAGUUUACGAUGAUCACACAGUGACAGUAAGCCCGUUUUGUGGCGAAUCGGAUAUCUGUCCUCCUGACUGGGAUAGCGCAAGCUUCUUCGGAUUCAGCUUCUCGAAUACAUCCAUUAGAUUCACCACGCGCAAUCUUUUCCGAAUGACAGCUUGUUUGAUGCCUCCAUCGACUGAAGACUGCUCCAAAAUGUGCCUUCAAGGCUUUGAAGAUGCUCUUCGAUUUUUGUCGAAAAAUGCUAUGGCUCCGUGUAUCCGCUGUCUAACCGUUCAGGUUGAUCUCGAUCAGAAGAGGGAAUGUACUCCUGAAGGGAUUGCACAGCCGUUUUCUCCAGUCAGAUUACCCAAAAGGAGCGCUUCUACGGCUAAAAGACGAUUGGAGUCAGAAUGCGAUACUUGCUGUGAAAGUGAACACAUGUAUAACACUUCAGUGGUCGACGUAUUCCCUGCCAUUAUAACUAGAACAUUUGAUGAAGCUUUUGCUGCGGAGGAUUCCUUCUUCCAAUACCUAUUGUCGUUCCGAAUGUUCCGCUAUGCGCGUACGGCCCUUGGUCUAGGAACAUUGCCAAUCGACAUGUUGAUCAUGUUGGCCAGAAACGUGUCGGUCUGGAUGUCAUCUGUUGUUGCACCGGAAUGGCUGAGACUCAAGAUAAAUGCGAUUGUUGACUUUGUGUUAAUGGAGAUAGAACGCCAGAAAUCACGAUAUAGCCAGUUCGCCUGCCUGCUACCGGUCUCUGAGAUAGGCUAUCGAACUGUGGUAUCCAGACGCGAACCAGAGAUUGAACUCAGCGAAGAUGCACGUAAAGAACUAGCUUUCAUCAAGGCAAGUGACAAGAAGAAGAAGGCUAAGGUGAAGGUGCGAGUGGAAGCUCCUACCGCUAGCACAUUGCAAGACUGGGCCGAAUAUGAUGAUACUAACAACGAAGACUCAUUUCAACAUGUCAUUGAAUACAGCAAGAACCACGAUUCCAUGUAUCAGUUCCAUUAUCUUGAUGAAAACAAUAGAUUGCGCAAAUUCGAGCUCUUUAAUGUUGCUGAUCCUAAUAAACGACAUGAAUGUCAUGCAUCCCUCAGGGAGUUGUCACCUUCACACCCUGUGUCGGACUUGAUUGAAGAAAAGGAUGAGCUGAUGGAGGAGUAUGCCGAGAGCGCAAGCAAAGCUGAAGAAGGAGAUUCGGGCCUUUCUGGAGUUGAAGGACAAACGGAUACUGGUCGUCGCGACGCAUGUUGCUCUCCUGUGCGUCAUUUUCCAUCUUCCGCACGGAUGAGCGGUCGUAAUAAGCCCUCUAGCCGUCGUUACACUCCUUCUGGAGGAAGCAGUCAGCCAUCAACAAGCCGGAAACAGCACUCUCGUAGUGGUAGCGCAGUUUCAUGCUCUGCAGCGAGUGGCAGUGGUGUGCGAUCAGCCUCGUCUGGAUCUGAAGGUGACGGCGAGCUAUUUGUACCAGCAAGACGCCAACGAACGUCAAGUAUUGAAUAUGAUGGCGAGCCAGAACAAAGCGAUGCUGACGUCCUUGCGUAAUUCAGCUUCUCUACUAGAUGCACUAUUUUUGUCGCAGGCAUGGCGUUCAGCUUCAUCUUUCUUGUUAGGGUAAUCUAUCAAUUGGAACGAACUUCAAAAGCAAAUUUCUAGUCGCAGUUCAAAUUUGUCCCUUUUGCUAACAAUCGGUAUUAGUCAUGCCUACUCACCUGUUUAGUGCGUGAAGUGUGUUCACAUGCCAAUCAAAACAUUAUGCUAUCGCGCCACAUAUGUACAUUUUGUAUAGUAUGUAAUCUUUUCCAGCUUCAUAUCUUUUCAUCUGAUCAUUUUUUGCUAUUCUAUUACCAGUCUAUGUACUCUUAUAACUGUGUCUUGGCUCUUUCUUUUGAGCCUACUGUCUUCUAAACUAAUAAGAGCGUUACAAGUCAGCACAUCUGGGAAACAACCCGACGGGUUAUACUAUCUGAUUUAUUUUGUAUUUUGUAUUUUUUGGCUCUUGCUUUUUUCUUAAUCUAUGUACUAAGCCAUGAAAGUAGCAAUAAACACUUACUUUUGUUAUUCGUUUCGAGCAAGG
This is a messenger RNA of Cylicocyclus nassatus, 2583 nucleotides long. The record is from the annotation of a GenBank genome assembly. Lineage: Eukaryota; Metazoa; Nematoda; Chromadorea; Rhabditida; Strongylidae.